GCAAUCAUUGAGUCCGACGAGUCGACAGUGAUAAUGGGCGUCCAGGUGGAGGAGUCCAAGAUCGGCGCCAUGAUCGAGAAGGCCAAGUUCUACACCUCCCUCUGCAUGGGCACCACGGCAAUCCUCUCCGUCUUCGCCUUCCUGUUCCUGAUACCGUUCGUCGUCGAGCCGGCGAUAACCACCAUACUCGCGGACUUCUCGCCGCACCCGGUUGCCUGCGUGAGUACGAGUCACGUUUACGCGGAGGGCCUGAAGAACUGCUCGUGGGCGAGCUGCAGGGAAGGUUGCACCAGUGCCGCGAUUCGUUGUCAUCAGAUUAAGGUCAACUACACCAGGCUCCCGUACGAGGAGUUCGUGGCGAAGCCGCAGGGCUCGGUGCCGUGGGACGUCGCCGACACCGAAUUCUUCGUCAACACGGAAGGUUGCGGUUACCCGCCCAGGGUCAACUGUUCUGCCUUCGCGAAGAAAUACGCCUACGAGAAUAUGGGCAAGAUAUUUCCCUGCUACUACAGCAGGACGCAUCCGGAAACGGUUGUUGCAAGAUAUUCGUGGGAUGAGAACCUCAGGCACUUGGUGCUGGCCUUGAUCGUGCCCAUAGUGCUCUUCGCCGCGACGCUCGGCGUGCUUUGCUACUGGUAUUGCCCGCCGAUGGGCAAAACCUGCGGCGGACCGGGUCGCAAUCUCAUCGACAAGUAUGCUAGAAAGGAAGACAUCUUGGCAGAGGACGAGUUCGAGGAAGACGAAGAGGAAUACUGACUGCUACCAAGGGCUCACCCCCCGGCGCGGGAGUGAUGCCAGCGAAAUAAUCUCCGAGUGACUCCAGCGUACUUUACUUUAUAAAUUUAAGCGAUCGAGAGCAAUAGAGCGUUUUCUUUUUAGACAAGAAAAAUUUGCGAAGUCGAGCAAACGUGUCUCGUCGUUCUCGCUUCUUACGAGAUCACUUGAAACUAUGCUUCUAACGCUACAUCCGACUUACUUUGUUCUCUAAAUCUACUCUGGAUCAUGCUUUCAAUAAAUAUGAAACAUGCGCCUA
Messenger RNA from Camponotus floridanus (Florida carpenter ant), 1033 nucleotides. It is a transcript of the gene Teh2, whose product is annotated as protein tipE. The transcript has 4 exons. Gene Ontology annotation, molecular function: sodium channel regulator activity. Bases 34 to 756 code for a protein of 240 amino acids. The record is from RefSeq and is a predicted model, not a curated record. Gene Ontology annotation, biological process: regulation of sodium ion transport. NCBI's taxonomy places the organism in Eukaryota, Metazoa, Arthropoda, Insecta, Hymenoptera, Formicidae.